Molecule: messenger RNA, 3964 nt
Organism: Styela clava
Lineage: Eukaryota; Metazoa; Chordata; Ascidiacea; Stolidobranchia; Styelidae
Product: pantothenate kinase 3-like
Biological process (GO): coenzyme A biosynthetic process
Cellular component (GO): nucleus; cytosol
Molecular function (GO): ATP binding; pantothenate kinase activity
Source: RefSeq, a predicted model, not a curated record
GUAUUUUAUAUUAUUUAUAUAAAAAUGGCUACAAGCGAUGCCACAAAUUCACCACAAGGACGUCAACCAUUUCCUUGGUAUGGGAUUGAUAUAGGAGGUACUCUGGUUAAACUCGUUUAUUUUGAACCAACAUCAAUGACGAAACAAGAAGUACGAGAUGAAGAAGAAUCUUUGAAAGUAAUUCGUGAAACCUUGUUAUCGAGUAUUGCGUAUGGACAAACUGGAGUGCGGGAUGCUCAUUUAGAAAUCAAGGGAUUGAAAUUCAACGGUUAUGUUGGCAACAUGCACUUUCUUCGAUUUCCAACACACAGGAUGGAUAGUUUUAUUCGAAUGGUCAAAGAGAAAGAAUUUUCAACCAUGCAUAAUAUAUGUCAUGCAACUGGAGGAGGAGCUUUUAAAUUUGAAGAAAAAUUUUUGAAGGAGAUUAAUCUAAGACUCAACAAGUUGGACGAAUUUCAAUGUCUGAUAAAGGGAAUUCAUUUUAUCGACCACAAUACAGAAGUCAAUGGAAGAUCUGAAUGUUUUUCUCUUGCACAACCGUUAGACCCUGGCGGACUGAAAAAAGAACCAUACAAUUUCCGAAAUCCUUAUCCUUACCUCGUCUGCAAUAUUGGAUCGGGUGUGAGCAUAAUGGCGGUAUAUUCACAACAAGAAUGCAAAAGGGUUUCAGGUACCAGUUUAGGAGGAGGAACAUUCCUUGGGCUAUGUUGUUUAUUGACUGGUUGUGAGACAUUUGAAGAAGCAAUCGAACUUGCAACACAUGGGGACAGUACUAAAGUUGACAAGUUAGUUCGGGAUAUCUACGGAGGGGAUUAUAAAAAAUUCAAUUUGUCUGGCGACACAGUGGCAUCCAGUUUUGGUAAAAUGAAUCAAAAAGAACUCCGUAAUGCAACAACAAAAGAAGAUUUAGCUAAAGCAACACUUGUCACCAUAACAAACAAUAUUGGAAGCAUUGUAAUGAAUUGUGCUGCUCGUGAGAAUAUUGACAGAGCUGUGUUUGUUGGAAACUUUUUGAGAGUCAAUCCAAUAUCUAUGAAACUUCUUGCAUAUGCUAUGGACUACUGGUCGGGCGGAUCCUUGAAAGCACUUUUUCUUGAACAUGAAGGAUAUUUUGGGGCUGUCGGAGCUUUAUUAGGAAUGUCUUGCGCAAUCGAUUCAUGAUGGUGUUUCGAAAAGCGAAACGAAAAAAAAAAUGAAAAUUGCACUCUAAUUUGCAAAGUCGAAUAUAGAUUAAGUUGUAUAUGCAGUUCUUUAUAAUUUAAGAAAUGUUUUAUACCUAUUUCUGCUUUACUGAAAGUGAAAGUACAAACUUGUUGAAUUGUGAAAUUCUAUAAUUCGUAUUUCAAUUUUUUGGAAAGAAUGUAAGGUGAUGUCAUAUAUACCAGUUUGUACUAUGAGUAUAUAUAUAUUAUUGAACAACACCACAUAAUCGAAUUGAAUAAUUUUUAUAAAAAGUUGCGAUUUAUUUUCAUUUUUGGAUAAAUCAAGGCUGAUAAUGCAGUCGGUUGAGGGUAUUAAAUAAUGAAUUUGAAAAUUAUUUUUUUUAAAUAGAGUGAAAUUUUACUGUCAAUUUUCUCAGAUUUACGAUUCAAAAUUAUUGUGAUGAUUCCAGUUAGCGUUUUUGUCACUCCUGUGAUAAAUUUGGCAAUCUGUGUCGUUUGUAAUUUACUAGCUCUAUAUGUCUGAGUGGCUGCUGUUAAAGUCCCCUUUAGAGCCAACAGGACAAAAAUUAUUGCCAUGGCAUGUUGUAUUUAAUUCUGUUUUAACCUUUAACUUUUACUUAUUCAAGUCUACUUAAUUGUACAUUUUUCAUACUAUAAAUUUAUUUUAUUUUUGAAAGUGAUUUAUUGGAAUAUUAAAUCAAUGGUCUAUAAAGUACAAAACUUAUUUGACAUAUGAUAUAUUUAUCUACCAAAUACGUUUAUUGUUGUGUUGCAUGGUUUGAUUCAUGGAUGAAAAAACUCAUUUGAUUGGAGAAAUGUUCAUAUGGUUACAAACUUGUUGCAAAGGCAAUUCCGUUUGUUAUUUUUUACAUUGAGUUUCAUCUUUUUUAAUAGUUGUUAAACGUACAAAGGUUGUUGAGUUGUCAAAAACUCUCGAAUAGCGAUCAAGUCAUUAUCUGCGAUUAUGCUGAAAAUCUACCAUUUCAUAUAAAGUAUUGAAGUAUGCAUGAUAUAUUGUGAGCAUUAAUUUUGUGCACAGUCCUUUGAUUGCUAUUUUACAAAGGUGUAUGUAUAUAUAGUGUCAACCACGAAGCAAGAUCUCGUAAAUUUUGACACCAAUGUUGGGAAGGGAGGCUCAAGUGACCAAUUAUCAAAGACUUGAAGUAACCAGAGUCAUCAAAAGUGAAUAACUCUGCUUGUCAUCAACUAACCGCCAGUGAGUUCUAGCUUACGUGGUAUUUUGGGACUAUUGUAAGCCAUGCCCCAUUUUAGAAUUGUCAAGUCUCGUGCCCCACCUCGAAAAUAACUAGCUAACAAUAAGCUACAAAUAACAGAUAGUGAGGCGAAAGUAUAUUUUAUUCAAAAAACACGUUGAAAAUAAGUGGAUGGAAUGUAAAUAUCCAAAAUAGGGUGGACAAGAUCGAAUCUAACAAUUUUUUUUAGUUUUAGUUGCCUCCUCAAAAAAUGGUCUAUGCCCCCCUUGUGGGGCGCGCUCCAUUUUUUGAGACCCACUGAUUUAGAAUGUCCAAAGAUCAGUCUGGCUUCUGGGUCUAGAGAUAUCAUAUAAACAUACACCUGAGCAUAUUCCUGAUUUUAACCAUGAAAGCAUUGCCAUUUGCAUGUUUUAUUUGGAAAAUUUUAACACUUUGAUAUUGAAAAGUGUUAUUAUUCAACUCCAGGGAGUUGAUAUUUGGCCUCAAUUGAAUUUGAUAAAACGACUCCGGCUCUGGUUGUUCCUAUGCUAGCGAAAUGGCCUAACCUCUGUGUGCCCAGCUUUGCAUAAGAGAAAAAAAAGAAAUUUAACUCCAUAGCUCUCGAAAGCUAUGAAUUUUACCUUUCGCUGUGUUAAUAUUGUAUACUCUAUAUUUGAUAAUACUAUUAAGUAUCAACCAUUUUCAAAUAUCUAAAAUGGAUAUCGGUGCAUUCGAGUGACUGGUCAUCGCAAAGCUGCUACAUUUUUACAUUCCUGAAAUAUUGUUGUUAUAUAAAUUGAUCCAAUAUGCAGUAUUUUUUGUCAUCUCAUCCACUUAUAUGAAAAUAGUUGUAAUUGUCAUGAUUUCUAUAUUCGAAAAAUACUCCCAACUAAUUUUAUGGAACUGGGAAUUACCUUGGGAUCGGUUUAUGACAAUCAAAAUAUUAUUAUUGUACGUCGUUCACACAGAUGUGGGGAUAUUUUCUAAUACACUUUACCAAUAUAAAAAACCUAAUUGGUUAUAAUUAACGACAGAGGUGAUCUUGGUUGGCCAUAUGAUUACGGUGAGUCUUUUUAUCCAUUCACAGUAAAUAUGAAAAUCCAAUAACUAUUAUAUCCGCUUAACAAACUUUAUGUAAAGUAUAAAUUGUGGCUUUGAAAAAAUGUCAGUCAAGAGCUUAAGAUUUUAAAUCUAUUAUGUGCAUUUUACAAGCGUAUUUAUUUCAACUCCUCUCCUGGUGUUAAUAUUACUCUUACUAAGAUAAUAUUUCAUUGCCCUGCAGUGUAUUGGAAACAAAUGGUUAUUAUUUAUUAAUAGAUUAUCUCUUAACAUAUAAAAUCUAUGAUGAAGUUCAUUGCUUAGUGAUCCGUCCAUUUAAAUGUUGUUGCGAUUUUUUGAUGAUAUUUGUUCCAUCCUAUGCCAAAUUGAUUCAUACUAUUACAAUCUUUUUGUUUUUUAUUCAGAUUCUUUUAAUUUUUGUGCAUAUUUUUAUGAAAAACACCAUCAUUGUGGAAGCGGUUAUUUUUGCUUAAGUACGAUACAAUGUUUUUCUGAAUUCAAGCGUUUAUGUUUAAAUACACCAAGAAUAAAAACUAUUUGACAGAGGUA